Molecule: messenger RNA, 5201 nt
Organism: Marmota monax (woodchuck)
Lineage: Eukaryota; Metazoa; Chordata; Mammalia; Rodentia; Sciuridae
Gene: Adamts16
Product: ADAM metallopeptidase with thrombospondin type 1 motif 16
Exons: 23
Coding region: 458-4123 (1221 amino acids)
Biological process (GO): proteolysis; extracellular matrix organization
Cellular component (GO): extracellular matrix
Molecular function (GO): metalloendopeptidase activity
Source: RefSeq, a predicted model, not a curated record
UUGAGCUGCGCAAGUCCAGCCCUCCUGUGUGUGAAGCCGGCCGCCCAAGGCUAACCGCAGAGUCCUGCAACCCAACAGCAGGUCUGCUGGGUCCUCUUACCCUGUUCUGCCCUCUCCUCUUCUUCUCUCCCCCUCCUGUCUUCCCCUCCUUUCCCCUCCUCCCAGGCUCUCCCACGGUUCGGGCGGGUGUUCAGCCGCCCUAGCCACUGGGGCUGCCACUCCGCCCCCCGCGCUGCGCGGAGGCGCAGUAAUAACCCCGGCGCGGGCGCUGGAGUGGCGGCUGGAAUCCUGAGCCCAGCCUGAGUGGGAUCCUCGCUGCACGCUUGCACACUGGUAGCUGGCUGCUGCCCGGUUGCGGGACAUCCAGUGAUCCGCCCUCACGGCCGAGCGCCCCUGGAUAAAGGCCUGCGAACUGUACUCAGGAGCGCAACGCCAGCUUGCGCGGGGAGACCGGGCUAUGAGGGUCCCCGGCUGCGCGACGCUCUGGGUGCUGCUGCUGGCGCAGGUCUGCGUGCAGCAGGCACCUGCGUGCGCGAUGGAACCCGCAGCUGCAGCGGCUGGAAGCCCUAGCGUCCCGCAUCUGCCCCCUCCCCCGGAGCGGCCUGGAGGAAUGGAAACCGGCGAGUAUGACCUGGUGUCUGCCUACGAGGUUGACAGCAGAGGUGACUACGUGUCCCACGACAUCGUGCACCACCAGCGGCGGCGAAGGGCACUGGCCCAGCCAGGAGGUGACUCUCUGCACCUCCGGCUGAAGGGUUCCAGGCAUGACUUCCAGGUGGACUUGAAAGCUUCCAGCAACCUGGUAGCUCCGGGAUUCUUGGUGCAGACCCUGGGGAAGAGGGGCACCAGGGCCGUGCAGAUGUUCCCACCCGAGGACUUCUGCUUCUACCAAGGCUACCUGAGGUCCCACAGAAACUCCUCCGUGGCCCUUUCAACCUGCCAAGGUUUGGCCGGCAUGAUAAGGACCGAGGAGGCCGACUACUUCCUGACACCUCUCCCUCCACACCUGGCAGGGAGGCUGAAGGGCUCUGAGCAGGGUGGCCCUGCCUCCCACGUGCUGUACAAGAGAGCAGUGGAGCCCCAGGCCCCCCGAGCACCCACCGGCCUGCUGCUCACCAGGACCGGGGAGCCAGCCAGCCCAGGCCUGCAGGGCCUCAGUGACAACCUCGGGCUGUGGCACAGGCAGCACUUCUGUGGAAGACGCAAGAAAUAUGCACCCCAGCUCCCCACGGAGGACCUCUUCGUCCUUCCCGAUGAGUACGAGUCUGUCCCCCGGUGCCGGCGCUCACUCCUCAAGCCCCACCGGAAUAAAGAACUGAACGUGGAGACCUUGGUGGUGGUCGACAGGAAGAUGAUGCAGAACCACGGGCAGGAGAACAUCACCACCUACGUGCUGACCAUCCUCAACAUGGUGUCUGCUUUAUUCAAGGAUGGAACCAUAGGGGGAAACAUCAACAUCGCAGUCGUAGGUCUCAUCCUUCUAGAAGACGAACAGCCAGGGCUGGUGAUAAGUCACCACGCAGACCACACCUUGAGUAGCUUCUGUCAGUGGCAGUCGGGAUUGAUGGGGAAGGAUGGGACUCGCCAUGACCACGCCAUCCUACUGACCGGCCUGGACAUAUGCUCCUGGAAGAAUGAGCCCUGCGAUACUCUAGGAUUCGCGCCCAUAAGUGGAAUGUGUAGUAAAUACCGCAGCUGUACGAUCAAUGAAGAUACAGGGCUGGGACUGGCCUUCACCAUCGCCCAUGAGUCUGGACACAACUUUGGCAUGGUCCACGAUGGAGAAGGGAACAUGUGCAAAAAGUCAGAGGGCAACAUCAUGUCCCCCACGCUGGCAGGACGCAACGGAGUCUUCUCCUGGUCUCCCUGCAGCCGCCAGUACCUGCACAAGUUUUUAAGCACUACCCAAGCAGUAUGCCUUGCUGACCAGCCAAAACCUGGAAAGGAAUACAAGUACCCUGAGAAGCUACCAGGAGAGUUAUACGAUGCAAACACACAGUGCAAGUGGCAAUUUGGAGAAAAAGCCAAGCUAUGCAUGCUGGAUUUUAAAAAGGACAUCUGUAAAGCCCUGUGGUGCCAUCGCAUAGGAAGGAAAUGUGAGACGAAGUUCAUGCCGGCGGCAGAGGGCACCCUGUGCGGGCAGGACAUGUGGUGCCGAGGAGGACAGUGUGUGAAGUAUGGUGACGAAGGCCCCAGGCCCACCCAUGGACAUUGGUCGGACUGGUCUUCCUGGUCCCCCUGCUCCAGGACCUGCGGGGGAGGAGUGUCUCACAGAGACCGCCUCUGCACCAAUCCCAGACCAUCGCACGGAGGGAAGUUUUGUGAGGGCCCGACCCGCACCGUGAAGCUCUGCAACAGUCAGCCAUGUCCCCAGGACAGCGUGGACUUCCGCGCCGCCCAGUGUGCUGCGUACAACAGCCAGCGCUUCCGGGGCUGGCACUACAAGUGGAAGCCUUACACCCAGGUGGCAGAUCAGGACUUAUGCAAACUCUACUGUAUCGCAGAAGGAUUUGAUUUCUUCUUUUCUUUGUCAAAUAAAGUGAAAGAUGGGACUCCAUGCUCGGAGGAUAGCCGUAAUGUUUGUGUAGAUGGGAUAUGUGAGAGAGUGGGCUGUGACAACAUCCUUGGAUCUGAUGCUGCUGAGGACUCCUGCGGGGUGUGCAAGGGAAAUAACUCAGACUGCACGACCCACAGAGGCGUCUACACCACACACCACCACACCAACCAGUAUUACCACGUGGUCACCCUUCCUCCUGGAGCCCGGAGCAUUCGCAUCUAUGAAAUGAACACAUCCACCUCCUACAUCUGUGUGCGCAACGCCCUCAAGAGGUACUACCUGAACGGACACUGGACUGUGGACUGGCCCGGACGAUACGAAUUUGCAGGCACUACCUUCCGCUACAGGCGGUCCUACAAGGAGCCCGAGAGCCUGACCGCUGCCGGACCAACCAACGAAACGCUGAUGGUGGAGCUCCUGUUCCAGGGAAGAAACCCAGGCAUUUCCUGGGAAUACUCAGUGCCCCGGUUGGGAGCUGAGAAGAAACCCAUCGCUCAGCCCAGCUACACAUGGGCCAUCGUGCGGUCUGAGUGCUCCGUCUCCUGUGGAGGGGGGCAGAUGGCCACCAAGGAAGGCUGCUACAGAGACCUGAAGUUUCAAGUUAACACAUCCUUCUGCAAUCCCAAGACCCGACCCAUCACGGGGCUGGUGUCCUGCAAAGUCUCUGCCUGUCCCCCCAGCUGGUCCGUGGGGAACUGGAGCACCUGCAGCCGGACGUGUGGCGGGGGCACUCAGAGCCGACCUGUGCGGUGCACACAGCGGGCGAACUACAAGACGGAGACUGUCCCGGCCAGCCUGUGUCCACAGCCUGUGCCCUCCAGCCGGCAGGCCUGCAACUCUCAGAGCUGCCCACCUGCAUGGAGCGCCGGGCCCUGGGCAGAGUGCUCCCAAACCUGCGGAAAGGGGUGGAGGAAGAGGGCCGUGGCCUGCAAGAGCACCAACCCCUCAGCCAGAGCACAGCUGCUGCCCGACGCCACCUGCACCGCGGAGCCCAAGCCCAGGACUCACGAGCCCUGCCUGCUGAAGCGCUGCCACAAGCACAAGAAGCUGCAGUGGCUGGUGUCCGCCUGGUCCAAGUGCUCUGCGACGUGUGACAGGGGGACCCAGAAACGAUUCCUAAAAUGUGCUGAGAAGUACGUCUCGGGGAAGUACCGGGAGCUGGCCUCCAGGAAGUGCUUGCACGUGCCAAAGCCCGACCUGGAGCUGGCACGUCCCUGUGCGCUGUUCCCGUGCCCUGCGCACCCCCUACAGGCUGCCGCAGGGCCCCCACGGGGCGGCUGGGUUGCCUCUCCCUGGUCCCAGUGCUCAGCCAGCUGUGGGGGAGGUGUGCAGAGGCGUUCUGUGCAGUGCAUGGCAGGGGGCCGGCCAGCCUCUGACUGCUCACCACACCAGAAGCCUGAGUCCUCCCUGGCCUGCAACACUCACUUCUGCACCAUCCCAGAGAAGAAAGACACCUUCUGCAAAGACUACUUCCACUGGUGCCACCUGGUGCCUCAGCAUGGGAUGUGCAGCCACAAAUUCUACGGCAAGCAGUGCUGCAAGACUUGCUCCAAGUCCAACCUGUGAGUCGGACCGGCCCCCACGCAGAGAAGACACUGAGCAGCAGAGGAGUCUCAGCACAGAGUCUCUGUACCGUCCACAGUGGGAUGCCUCCAAGGAAGCUUCAGCUGGAACAGGGAACACAGUGCUAGGCCCUUUGACCCAGAGUGCAUGCACAAGUGUUUCAGGGUGAGGCACAUGCAUACCCGUGCCCAUGCGGUGCACGGUCUCCUGUUGGGGUGACCUGUGGGGCCCUGUGGGCUAAUCUCUGGCAUAUCAGGCAGGAGGGCCCACACUGUGAAGCAGGAGAAGCAGUGCUCAACCACAUUUACAUUCCAGCUAAAUCAGUCCAAAGACAGGCAGAGCUGACCAUGCUGAACACUAAACGAUUGGUGCUUUGUAAAAUGAAGGAGAGGCUGUGAAAUAAGAAAAGUGCACUAAUAUACCAGCUUCCCGCCUCACCUCAGAGGCCCCUCUGCGCUCAGGGUUGGAGGGGCAGGUGCUGUGGAGCUCCCUGGCUCUGCCCAGGUUCCCCCUCCUACCCCAGUGGCCAUGGGGGUUUAGGUCAUCCCUCAGGUGCUCCCAGGCCCCUGAUCUGGACAUUGCUUACGAACCCAAAGAGGGAAAUCCCUGCUCAAGGGCCUCUUCCCCUUCAGACGCAGGCGCUGGAGGAGAGACCUUCCUACUUACUGUUUUAUCUUUCUCAGUUACUUACCAGCGAGGUUUCCUAUUCGAACCUGUUUCUUAGUGCUUUUCUGGUUUAAAUGAUGGAUUGGAUGAACAGGUUACAGCAAGAUCUGACUCUCCCGGCAUUAGGGGUUCCUGCCAUGAGAGAUGUCUGCGGAGCAGUCUGUGUGAUCAUAACCGGAAGCCUUGCGGUCUGAUUUUGUGUGUCGUGGGGUUUUCAAAUUCAUUCUGUGAGUUUGGUUGUUUCUGUGGAACAGGUCGAGGAGGAAGGCCGGCUGCACCGUGGGCCUCCACCGUCUCCCUAUCCUCAUUGGUGCUUAAUUCUGGCUCCCCUCCUAUGGUGUGGCUCCGUUCUGAAUGGGCAUCUGGAUAUUUAUAUUUGCCGAAGUUUUAUAAUAAAUUUUAUAUUGUACGGAAA